AUGCCUCUCGAAAAUCGACCGCGACUUCCCCGCAUUCCCCUUAGCAAGCGAAAUCGGGCUGUCGUGUGGGCUCUUAACCCAAUGCUGGUGACCUAUUUGGAAGCCAGCCGGGACCUUUGCGAGACGGACUCAAUUCUUUUUGGCGCUGCACUGGCAGUAUGCCGUAUUAUUGGCGCCAAACUUCCUACGGCUGGACGUGCUACUCGACAAAAUAGCGCCAUCCCAGCCUGGAAAAAGAGAAUUGAGGACCGUAUCGCAAAGGCAAGGGCCCUUAUCGGCUGA
Parnassius apollo (apollo) is the source of this 282-nucleotide messenger RNA. NCBI's taxonomy places the organism in Eukaryota, Metazoa, Arthropoda, Insecta, Lepidoptera, Papilionidae. The record is from the annotation of a GenBank genome assembly.